UGUCAGCCAACUCCCCCAUGCUCCCGCCCCAGCAGGUAAAACGCCCCAGGCAGUACAACAACCCCCACUCAGCCACAAACACCCCGGGUCCAGGCGUUCCGCUUGCCGGCAAUGGGGCUGCUGGAGGCCCCUUGGGGCCGAGGACAAAGAGAAGAAAACCGGAACCCAUCGCUGCUGAAGUGAAUAGAGAGAAGGAGAUUGAAGGUGAUAUCAAGACAAAGAUCGACUUUCACGACCUCCCCGUCGAGACCCUCUACAAGUACCUCGAACUGCACGACCUUAUACCAUCUUGGAAUCCAUCGCCUUGGUCUGAAGAACCAUGUAUGCCACGUACGUCUCUGCCAAGCAAUGAAACAAACCGGGCAAAAAGUAAUCAACAUAUCCCAUGCAGCAAACCUCCUCUACAGCAUGCCGCCUCCGCCCCCAUCCGCCCGGCCUACUGCCACUGCCUUCCUUGGUGCUUCUCAGAGCCAACAGGGUCUUGGCCCCUCGCCGCCACCAGAAGAGACGGCUGCUGCUCCCAUUGCCAACGCAGACGAAGACGUCAAACCACCUCCACCUGCUGCUGACACCGCGGUGCCUGAGCAGCAGCAACAGCCGAAUGGCGGCGAGAAUGGUGUCCAUGUCGAGUCACAACAGCAGGCUGAGGGAGGAGAGAAGAAUGGUAUACAAGAGAACGGUAAUGAGGUUUCUAGAGAGGAAGCGCAGCCUGAUAUGUCAGAACCUAUCGUCACCGACCGCCCGGAGGAAGAACGCGGUUCACGUUCGCCUUCCCCUCUGCCCGUCGAAGCUCCUACAACGAGAUCCAAAACGUUGCCCACCCGAAAACCACUCACCCCUCCUCCCCCUUCCCCUCCCCAAUUCACACGUGGGGUCGUGACCCUCUCGGACGUACUGGCGGCGAGACACGAGUUGGCAGAGAAGGCCAACGCGCAUUGGGCAAAGGGUUUGGGAGGGGGGCAGAACAAGGAGAGCGAGACUAUUGUGCAGUUCCUCUACAAAAUGAAGGUCGGCCCUGGACGUUUACUAAGAGUAUACAACCCCACGACUUCGGCCCAACCUCCUUGGCUAUGAUCAUCCUUGUCAACAACUGUGUCGCUCUCUACUAUAAGAUACUCUGUUACUCGUACCUAAUCCAUAGUUGUCAUCCACUAGGCCCAUCUUCGACUUUGCGUGUUCUCUAAUCAUGGGACGAUGUAUCAUACCUGAUUUGUGUUUCAUACAA
Cryptococcus amylolentus CBS 6039 is the source of this 1225-nucleotide messenger RNA. RefSeq lists its product as hypothetical. The coding region runs from base 349 to 1074 and encodes 241 amino acids. Lineage: Eukaryota; Fungi; Basidiomycota; Tremellomycetes; Tremellales; Cryptococcaceae. The transcript is spliced from 3 exons. The record is from RefSeq and is a predicted model, not a curated record.